Messenger RNA from Helianthus annuus (common sunflower), 1791 nucleotides. RefSeq names its product stress response protein NST1-like. Bases 1 to 1791 code for a protein of 596 amino acids. The transcript has 3 exons. The record is from RefSeq and is a predicted model, not a curated record. NCBI's taxonomy places the organism in Eukaryota, Viridiplantae, Streptophyta, Magnoliopsida, Asterales, Asteraceae.
AUGUACCCCGUUGCUGAUGCAUUCGCCGAUCCACCUACCGCAACUGAAGGUGCACAUAUACCUAACCCUCGUCCCUUGCGCUCUGUGUCUUCUGCUAGGAAAGAGAUUAUCUAUCUUUCCAGCGGGGAGUCUGUGGGAUCAUCAAAUGGAGAGCUAAGUUCGUGGUCUGACAUCUUUGUAGGUGUGCUGCGCGACUUAGGGAUUGACCCUGAAGAUAAGAAGAAAAAACCUGUGAGAAAGAAGAAGGUUAUCACGUUGAAUCCUGAGGUGACCAGCAAGGGAGCUGGGAGUAGUCGCGCAACCGCUGGCGCUGCUGACAAAGGUACUCUCCGCCUUCGUCAAAGUAACUUGGAGGAUUAUGUUAUUAUCAGUGAUUCAUUUGAAGGUUUAUCGCGUAUAGGCGAGAAGAAAACUGGAGCAGGUGGUUCAAAGAGCUCAGGGAGCGUGGGUUCUCGCAACCCGGAUGCUGGUGCGACUCCUUCCUCUGUUGCGCAUGAAGAGGAGGAAGAAGAAGCAGAAGAGGAGGAGGAGCCUGCUGCAAAGUUAGUCAGCAGAAAAAGAAAUAGGAGUGAGACCACAACUGGUGUGUCUACUGCGCCGAAGGCUGGUACGGUUCCCUUGAUCGGGAAGCAAAGCAGCUUGCGCUCUCUUUAUAGGUUUUCUCCUGAGGCCAAGAAGAAGACGCCUGAUAAGGGUGUUGUAUAUAUGGAGCCUUCAGAGCCGGUGCAGAAAAGGCCUAAGGUUACUAUCAAACCUUUCCAGGCUGCUGGGGCAGAGUCUGAAAAGGAUAAACAAGCUGCUGAGACGGAGAGGGCGAAAGCUGCUGAGGCUGAGAAGAGACAAGCUGAGGAAAAGAAGAAAGCUGAGGAAGACAAGCGCAAAGCUGAGGAGGAGCGUAAGAAGAGGGCCGAGGAAGAGAAGAGGAAGAAGGUUGAGGAAGAGAGGAAAAAGGUUGAGGAAGAGAGGAAAAAGAAAGCCGAGGAGGAGAGGAGGAAAAGAGCGUCUGAUAAACCUUCUGGAGAUGACGUGAAAAGGUCCGGGACCGUGCAUAUUGCGGGGCUUGAUCGGCCCCAUCAUGAAAAAAGGAAGGAACCUGAAUUUGAGAAGGUGGUGCAAUCUGUUAAAACAACCUCUUGUACGAAGGGAUCAAGCUCUGCUGCUUUGGGAAAACAAGGCGCACCGCCGUAUUCUCCAAUAGGCCCCCGGGAUACUUUGGGGGACAUUUAUUACAAGUCUUAUACGGAGGAGAGCCGUGGUGACGCUCUGCAUCAACCGCCAUGGGGUUUAAAGCAAAAAGAUACUUUCCUUGAGUUCGCGCCUUGCCGCGACUGGCUUCUGAAUUCCAUUCCUCCUGGCGAGGUUGUCCGUCAAAGGGCGCGAACCCACAGUGGGUUGUAUCACGCCUAUGUUGUUGGCGAGGCCAACACCCGUGCUGCUAAUCAUCAAAUUGUUUGUGAGUGGCGAACUAUGGUUAGGGAGAGGGAGAAUUGGGAGAAAUACCGUGAGCGGAUAUUAAGGCGUGUUGAUGACUUCGAAAAUCGAAGGUUGCCUUUGACGAAGAGAAGGCAAAGUACGAAGCUGACCGGAAGUCGGAGCAGUGGGGUCGUGAAGGCCUUAAGGAUUGAGCUGGCCGAGGUGAAGGCGCAACUAUCUGGUAAAGCCAAGGAUUUGAUUGCCAAGGACGUCGAGAUUGCUGAGUUGAAACGCCGCUUGCAAGAACAGGUUGACAAAAGCGAGUCCUUGGAAAUUGACCUUGAAGCCGAGAAGGGUAAGGCUGCCUUUGCUGAAUAG